Molecule: messenger RNA, 180 nt
Organism: Symbiodinium sp. CCMP2592
Lineage: Eukaryota; Dinophyceae; Suessiales; Symbiodiniaceae
Source: the annotation of a GenBank genome assembly
AUGGCACAGGACCCAGACAAGGAGAACCGUCGAUUGAUGGAGGCCAUGGACCAGCGGACCCCCCCGUAUGGCGGACCGGUUGAGGAUGGCGGUUCGUUUUACGAAGGGGCCUCGAUUCGUGAUGGCGGCUCCUUCCGGGGCUACAGAAGUAACGAGGAGGAGCAGCAUGCACAGGAAUAG